AUUUUCGCAAACGGAAAUAUGAAAUCAGUUUUAAUUUUAAUUUCAACAUUUUUUCUUAUACACUGCGAGGCUGCAAGUAUUGAUGAAUUUUUUAAGUAUCAUGAAAAUGUGCAGGAUAUUGUUUUCACUGUUAAUACAUCUGCAUCAAGUAUUUAUGUUUGUGCAUCCCUCUGUGUGUCUAGCAUGGGAUGUUCCUGUUUUCAAUACGAUUCACAACAAUAUAAAUGCCAUCUUCUACAACCAACUGGCUCACUUAUUAAGGUACCAGAAACUUCAGGAUAUAACCUCUACUGCACUUCAACGGUUGAAAUUAUCUUGUACCUUGGAUGCUAUGUAGAGACAUCUCCCUUAGAUCUAGAUGUUCUAGUAAGCGUUCCUUAUUCUAUGACCCCCAAAGGAUGUAUUGACGCAUGCCAAAACCUAAAUGAAGGGUUUCUUUAUGCUGGAGUGCAAACUGGCAGCCAAUGUUGGUGUGGUUCUAAAUAUGGAACACAUGGCUCUAGUACAGAAUGUACCAAUGCGUGUCCUGGAGACAAUACAAAGGCAUGUGGAGGUUUUGCCAAAUCUUCAGUGUAUGUAAUCUGAGAGAACACAUUUCUUGAGCUGCAAAAACCUAACAAUUGUAUACUAAAAGUAUUUUACAUUUAUCUAUAACAAUGUAAAAGGCCUGUGAUGCAUAUGUGUAUAUAG
Molecule: messenger RNA, 690 nt
Organism: Owenia fusiformis
Lineage: Eukaryota; Metazoa; Annelida; Polychaeta; Sabellida; Oweniidae
Source: the annotation of a GenBank genome assembly